This is a messenger RNA of Eurypyga helias (sunbittern), 1484 nucleotides long. It is a transcript of the gene MFSD6, whose product is annotated as major facilitator superfamily domain containing 6. The annotation marks the transcript as partial. Gene Ontology annotation, cellular component: plasma membrane. The record is from RefSeq and is a predicted model, not a curated record. Gene Ontology annotation, biological process: antigen processing and presentation of exogenous peptide antigen via MHC class I. NCBI's taxonomy places the organism in Eukaryota, Metazoa, Chordata, Aves, Eurypygiformes, Eurypygidae. The transcript is spliced from 2 exons.
AUGGCAGCUGACGAUAAGGUUGCCAUUUUAACCGAUGAUGAAGAAGAACAGAAGAGAAAGUACGUGCUUGCUGAUCCUUUCAAUGGCAUUUCCAAGGAUCAAGACUUGCCACCCCAGAAUGAAUCCCCUUCAACGGAGACAACCACUGUCCCAGAUGAAGAGCUAGAUUGGCUAGAAAAGCACUGCGUCAAAAUAAACAAUGAUCUUCUGAUCUCAAAGGUCUUCUAUUUUUUCUUCUAUUCGGCAUAUGGCUCUCUCUACCCCUUGCUGCCUGUGUAUUACAAGCAGCUGGGCAUGACACCCAGUCAGAGUGGACUUCUGGUGGGCAUCCGGUACUUCAUUGAGUUUUGCAGUGCUCCUUUCUGGGGAGUGGUGGCAGAUCGCUUCAAGAAAGGGAAGAUCGUCCUCCUCUUUUCGCUUUUGUGCUGGGUUUUAUUUAACCUGGGGAUUGGAUUUGUUAGACCGGCCACCUUAAGAUGUGUACCAAAGGGCCUUCCCCCAGCACAUCCCACCAAUGCGAGCGGCCUUUUAACAACCGUUCCGCAAAAUGCCUCGAUGUCUUCUCCGCUAACCGCAGUGAGUACCGCAUCCCCGAAGGUUCGUGGGAAGAGAGACCUGCUCACUUCCAGUCCGAGCAACGAUGUGGAGUUUGUCUUGGAAAACAGCACCCAUUUUUUGUCGAGAAACACCACCGCUAGCCCGGUCUCGCCAGGGAACGCGACUCUGAGUACCACCCCAGCUGCUGUCACCACAAAGCCGAUGCCUUCUGACCAAGCCGUGCUCGUUUAUGAUCAACAAGAAGUAGAAGCCAUCUUCCUGCUCAUUCUGCUGGUUGUCAUAAUAGGAGAGUUUUUCAGUGCUUCCUCUGUUACUAUUGUGGACACCGUAACCCUGCAGUACCUCGGCAAGCACAGGGACCGGUAUGGAUUGCAGCGGAUGUGGGGGUCUCUGGGCUGGGGGCUGGCCAUGCUCUCCGUGGGAAUUGGCAUAGACUAUACCCAUACAGAAGUUGGCAUUGAAGGUCAGGGAUGUAAAGCUCCCGAGUACAAGAACUACAGGAUAGUUUUCAUAGUUUUUGGUGUUCUGAUGACAAUGGCAUUAAUUGUGGCCACGCAGUUUCGAUUUCAUUAUGCGCACUUCAAGCAGGAUGAAAAUAAGAGAAAAGAGGUAGAAAUCUCACAGGUGGACAGAAAUGCCUCCAACGAAUCCUCUGAUAAUACUCCGACCAGUAUGAGCCAGUCGCAGUCUUUCAGUCUGUGGGACCUAAUAAAACUGCUCUGUAGUAUCCAGUAUGGCUCCGUGCUCUUCGUGGCAUGGUUCAUGGGCUUUGGAUAUGGCUUUGUGUUCACCUUUCUCUACUGGCACUUGGAAGACCUGAAUGGCACCACCACCCUCUUCGGCGUUUGUUCAGUCCUCAGCCACGUGUCUGAGCUGACUGCCUACUUCUUCAGCCACAAACUGAUUGAAUUGGUUGGUCAUAUCAG